UGCACUCUCCCAAGAAAUAAAAACCUCUCUAGGAUUACACACCAAACUGAGCAUGUGCAGAGUGUCUUCACACGAUAUGUCUUAUCAGGAGAUAAGAGGGGGACACUGGAAGAAGGGGAGGAUCAGAGAAGUCAGGAUCAAAUAGCAUUUUUACACAAUGCAGGGGACUAACCCCUUAGGUUCCAUAGUGAGUAUACCAAGCAUGCUUUACUGCCAGGGGCGGACUGACAACUCAUGGGGCCCCCAGGCAAUAGGGGAUCAUGGGGCCCCUGUUUCCUUGCCCAAACUCAAAAAAGCCUAU
This is a messenger RNA of Staurois parvus, 301 nucleotides long. The record is from the annotation of a GenBank genome assembly. Lineage: Eukaryota; Metazoa; Chordata; Amphibia; Anura; Ranidae.